Messenger RNA from Arachis ipaensis, 931 nucleotides. The record is from RefSeq and is a predicted model, not a curated record. Lineage: Eukaryota; Viridiplantae; Streptophyta; Magnoliopsida; Fabales; Fabaceae.
GGAUAUGCUUGUUUUGAGUUUGGGGAUAAAUAUUUUCUAAAAGCAUUAAAUUUUAUUUGAAAGACAAUAAUUAAGAAAAUAAAUAAUAUCAUUUAUGAAUAAUAAUAAUAAUAAUGUAGAACCAUUAUAUUAUUCUUUUGUUUUUCAUGGGCUCUAAAAGAGGGACAAAAGUGUCAUAAUAGCAUAUGAAAUAAAAGAGUUGUAGUAGUGUUAUUAUUGUUCACAUAUGAUAUACGCACACAAAUUAAAGAAAAUAAUGGAGGAAGGUGGUGGUGUAGAAGAUAGGAGGAUGAAGAUGAAGGCGAUGGUGGCCAUAGAUGAGAGUGAGGGAAGCUUCUAUGCUCUAAAAUGGGCCCUUGAUAACUUCUUCAGCAACAUAUCCAUUGAUAAUAAUGAUAAUAACAAUGAAGAAGGCAGCAUAAUGGUGUAUCUUGUUAAUGUUCAACCCAAAUUCCAACAACAUAUCUACCCUGUUGGAGUCGCUGGAGCUGCAUUUUAUCCUGCAACUGCUGUUAUGGAAUCUGUUAGGAAAGCCCAGGAAGAAAGAUCCGCAGCUAUUCUUUCUAAAGCCUCCAAGAUGUGCAAGGAUAAGAUGGGCAUUCCUUGGAAGUGUAAGCGAUUAUUGUGCUCAUCAUGUCAAAAUCCCAAUCGUUAUUGUGAAGCCACCACCAGAGGAUCAAACUAAAAAGCAACACUAAUGCCAUUUUCUGCUUAUGUUUCAGUCAUGUUAUAUAUUUUUAUGUAUGUCUUCAAGUCUUAGUAUAUGACUUCUUUUUUUUUUAAAAGACUUUCUCUUUCGGUUGUGUUUGGAUUCGCUUCAUGCCUACUCCAUAUAUAAGCAGUGUAACUAGUUUCAUUUUCAAUGAUUUGUAAUAAUUAAUAAGGGAUGCACAUAUGAAAAUUUGUUGUACUGUGUUGUGGUUUAUUUUGC